Messenger RNA from Malaya genurostris, 4000 nucleotides. RefSeq names its product solute carrier family 12 member 9. The coding region runs from base 328 to 3177 and encodes 949 amino acids. The transcript is spliced from 8 exons. Gene Ontology annotation, molecular function: potassium:chloride symporter activity. The record is from RefSeq and is a predicted model, not a curated record. Gene Ontology annotation, cellular component: membrane. NCBI's taxonomy places the organism in Eukaryota, Metazoa, Arthropoda, Insecta, Diptera, Culicidae. Gene Ontology annotation, biological process: chloride ion homeostasis; cell volume homeostasis; potassium ion import across plasma membrane.
UGUUGGAGAUUUGUUAUUAGUAGUUCGUCUGCCUUUGCAUAGGGCGCUUACUGUGACAUAUUCUUUUGCAAGUUACAAUACCUUUAUGCGUCAUCGUUUUUUGCAACGGGACAUUAGAUCAAUACACAGAAUAAGGAGCGGAUUUAGUUUAAUGGUCAUUAUGUUUAUCAGUAAUCAUGAACCAAUGAGUGUUGAAAAGUUAGCGUGAAAAUUUUUGUUGUCUUGAUUGUCGAAUCGGAACAUCGAAACUCCCGGAAGAAAUCAGGAGGCGUAGCGCUAGAGCUCGAAUUGAUCUGCAACUGCAUCCACUGAUUGUGACGUCGGAAUAUGAUAGCAUCUAACAACACACGCAGUACCAAUAAUGAUCCGGUUGAAUCAUCCGAAUCCGCCCCUAUAACGGGAACUGGCAAUGGAAGCUCUUCUCGUAUAAUUCGUCAGUUCGGUACCCUGUUCCAGCAGGGUACAGCAACGCGAACAGAUCCUGCCGGAUAUGUGGAGUUUGGAAGUAUUUCCGAUCCAGAGGCUAAUACUGGACGAACGCUGGGAACAUUUGCCGGUGUGUUCUGUCCAGUAGCAUUGUCGAUGUUUAGUGCAUUGGUGUUCAUUCGUGUUGGUUUUAUUGUUGGCAAUGCCGGUCUCUACGUUACCUUGCUGCAAUUUUUGAUUGCUUAUGCGAUCUUGCUGUUCACUGUUUCUUCGGUAUGCGCCAUAUCAACAAACGGUGCGGUGGAAGGCGGAGGAGUUUACUUCAUGAUCAGUCGAACGCUGGGACCUGAAUUUGGAGGUUCAAUUGGAACGUUGUUUUUCCUAGCGAAUGUUGUCGGUUGCGGGUUAGCAAUAUCGGGUUGUGCCGAAGGCAUUAUACAGAAUUUUGGGCCUACCGAAGGUCACGAUGGGGGAUCCAUUCCCGAUGGUCGCUGGUGGCGCUUUUUAUACUGCAGUACAAUUAAUACGCUGAUGUUGCUCGUGGUGCUUAUCGGGGCUGAAAUGUUUGCCAAAACAUCGAUGAUGAUUCUAGGAGUUGUCGUUAUUUGCUUGUUUUCUACGUAUGUGAGCUUUCUAUCGAAAGGACUGCUACAGGUUCCGAUCCCAGAUGAAAAUCGUUUGGUGCAAAAUGAUACUAACAAAGUGUUUGGGAGUUAUAGCGGAAUGAGUCUAACUACGCUACAGGAAAAUCUGUACAGCCACUAUGGACGAGAUUACACUUCUGACGGAAAUGAGGUUAAUUUUGCGGUUGUUUUUGGCGUACUGUUUUCUGGUGUAACCGGAAUAAUGGCUGGUGCCAACAUGUCUGGCGAAUUGAAGAACCCAUCCAGAAGCAUUCCAUCCGGAACACUUUCAGCCGUUCUUUUUACGUUCCUGUGUUACAUUGCAUUGUCCGUAUUUAUGGCUGCGACAACGUCUACGUUUUUGUUGCAGAAUAACUUUCUGUUCCUAGGACCUGUUAACCUGUGGCCUACAUUUGUAACGAUUGGGAUUCUAACGGCAACUUUUUCGACAGGUCUAAGUAAUCUGAUUGGUUCCAGUCGAGUGCUAGAAGCUUUGGCAAAAGACAAAGUAUUUGGAUCGUUGUUGAACUUUGUUGUGAAAGGUACUUACAAGAGUAAUCCAAUAGCAGCCGUUAUCGGAAGCUGGGUAUUAGUGGAAGCCAUACUACUGAUUGGUUCGCUGAACACGAUUGCUCAAAUCAAUUCAGUGUUGUUCAUGCUCGCAUAUCUAGCUACUAACUUGGCAUGUCUGGGAAUCGAAAUAACAGGAGCACCCAACUUCCGACCAACCUACAAAUAUUUCACCUGGCACACCGCAUUCUUUGGCCUGAUCGGAACCGCUGUCAUGAUGUUUGUCAUCAAUUCAAUAUAUGCGCUAUCCAGUAUCAUUUUGUGUCUAUUGUUGGUGAUUGCAUUGCAUCUGUUUUCACCUGCAUCGCAAGGAGCGCAAUGGGGAUCAAUAUCGCAAGCUCUAAUGUUCCACCAAGUGCGGAAAUAUCUACUCAUGCUGGAUUCCCGCAAGGAUCAUGUAAAGUUCUGGCGUCCGCAGAUGCUUUUACUUGUGUCCAGUCCACGGUCAUGCUGUCCGCUGAUUCAUUUCGUGAACGAUAUGAAAAAAGGUGGACUCUACGUGAUUGGUCACGUAAAAGUGGGAGAGUUUUCUGAGAACGAAUCUACGAAUGAUCCUACCAUCGAAGAGUACACGCAGUGGCUUUCGUUGAUUGAUCAUAUGAAGGUGAAAGCGUUUGUGGAAUUGACACUUUCGAGAAGUGUGCGUGAAGGUAUUCAGCACCUUAUUCGCAUUUCCGGAAUGGGCGCUAUGAAACCGAAUACGAUCAUUCUGGGAUUCUACGAUGAGGAAAUGUCGAAGGACUUUUUUGAACAUGAAAACUCUCCUUAUAAGACGGGUGAAUUCGAUGGGAAUGGCAUUAAACUGUUCCCCUACCGACGCAACGGCGAACACAAAGCUUUGCAACCGACGGACUACGUGCAGAUAAUAGAUGACGUACUACGAAUGAAGAAAAAUAUUUGUCUCUGUCGGCACUUUCAUCGGUUGGACAAGCAACUGAUCGCUAGAAGUAACCACAUUCGAUACAUCGAUGUAUGGCCGGUUAACAUUUUCGAACCGAAAAAUGAGGACCCUUUCGACGUGGUUUCGCUAUUCAUGAUGCAGCUUGCGUGUAUUAUUAACAUGUUGCCGGUGUGGAAAACUCUCGAGCUGAGGGUUUUCCUAUGCGACUCGGAAACACCAGCAGAAUCAGGAAAUUUCCAAAUCGAUAGUGCAUCGUUUGAGCGGCCCGCCGAGCACAGGCUGAGUCAACUGCUGAAGUCUCUCAGAAUAUCCGCUUCGAUACAUCAGAUCUCCGAAUGGAACAAAGACAUGGACUUUCCGCGUCAUCGGUCUAUUCUCAGGCAGUUUACUAGCAAAAGUGACAGCAACCAAAUAAUGACCGAAGAGAACAUCAACCGGUCGAAACUUUACAUGCAAAGGAUUAAUCAAAUUAUCCGGGACAAAUCGAACUCGACGGCUGUCACUUUCAUGUAUCUUCCAGCACCGCCGAAGCUAUCCACGGUGGACUACAAAGAAAAGUGUCACCAUUAUUUGGACCUGUUAACCGAAUUGACUUACGAUUUACCACCUACGAUAUUAGUACAUGGAAUAAAUGCUGUGACUUCCACUACGUUGUAAAACAAAUUCACUUACUGAAACUCUCAUGCAAUGUUCUAAGCAGGGUUAUGCGCGUGCUGUGCAUGUGGACUAUUAGCCGAUAAUGAACAAACUUUCUGAUUUAUGUCUUGUAACUUCCGUUCUGUGACAUCAAUUGAAUUGAUUUUAUUAUGUAUCCGUUCUCCAGAUAGAAAAAUUAAGGUUAUAGCAAAACCUCAUUCACUUUAGAAUAACACAACAUAAUAUCAGUUUGUACUAAGGAUGCACUCCUCUUAUUAGUGAUUAUAAUUCAUACGCGAAGUAUUUUAUCAUAUUUAUUACAUUUUUCAUUACUAAGAAGCAUUAAUUUUAUUUAAUUGAAAAUUGCAUAGACAAAUUUCAGAACUUCCGAAAAAUAUCUACAAAAGUUGUCAGUGCUUUCGUAAUUUUUUGCAUUCAAUUACCCAUAAUAAAUGGGCGUGUUAUGCUAAAAGUGGCAUUGUUAUCGGGAAGUAAGAAAUGUCAAUUUUGGCGAGGUUAGAAAACGAAAUUCUGAUUAAUAUAGUUACACUAUACUUUAGAAGGGCAUUUUUUGCACAUGCAGCAAUUGAAAACCUCAUUGAAACGUCACACAGAGCGACAUCGUAGUUGUUGGAACGUAAUUAGCUUGUAGUGUUGAAUAUUUCCAGUAUCAUACUUAUUGUGAUUGAUAGAACAGAACACAUCCUAUAUCGUUCAUUGAACGUGUUAAAAUUUAAUUUUCUAGAUAAAAAGAAGACAAAUGUGCAUGUUUGCAAUAGUAUACCAACGGAACUGACGUUAAACUAAAUAUAUAGAUGUCUAAUAUAUUUUAUUAGAAAACGAA